This is a messenger RNA of Alternaria rosae, 1274 nucleotides long. RefSeq names its product DNA-directed RNA polymerase II 19 kDa polypeptide. The transcript is spliced from 4 exons. The coding region runs from base 374 to 889 and encodes 171 amino acids. The record is from RefSeq and is a predicted model, not a curated record. NCBI's taxonomy places the organism in Eukaryota, Fungi, Ascomycota, Dothideomycetes, Pleosporales, Pleosporaceae. Gene Ontology annotation, biological process: positive regulation of translational initiation; DNA-templated transcription; transcription initiation at RNA polymerase II promoter. Gene Ontology annotation, cellular component: P-body; RNA polymerase II, core complex. Gene Ontology annotation, molecular function: single-stranded RNA binding; single-stranded DNA binding; translation initiation factor binding.
GCAGCCCUUGGAGCUCACCUUUCCUGCCGCGACCAUUGCACGGCUACAAGACACUCACUCCGCCCACAUCUGCUCCCACUGUAUCCUCGGACUUGCACGGGCGCCGCGAACACACUGCACCUUGGGCGCAUGGGCUGCUGCAUAUAAGAAUCAGGGCUGCGUUGCAGGCCGAAGGCGCGUCUCGCUGAAGCACGCGCGUUGCCUACCGUACACUGUCGACUCUUGACUGGGCCGCUCAGUACACAGACAAUAGAGUCGCAUAAUAGCAAGGACGACGGUCCUAUCUUCACCUUGUCUCGAUCUCCACCGUUGAACCGUGCAACCCAUCCACACCGCGCAUCUACUCCACUGUAUCCGCCGUACAACGCGCAACAUGUUCUUCCUCAAAGAGCUUGAGAAGACCAUCCAGCUGCAUCCCUCGUACUUUGGCCCGCUCAUCCGUCAGCACAUCCACCGCGAGCUGCUACAAAAAGAGGAGGGAUCGAGCACGGGAAAGUACACCAUUGUGUGCAUUCUGGACUCGUUCGACAUUUCCGAUGGCAAAGUGAUGCCUGGCUCUGGCUCUGCCGAAUACGUUGUCCACUACAAGGCGGUCGUAUGGCGGCCAUACAAGGGCGAGGUGAUGGACGGCAUUGUCACCUCAGUACUCCGUACUGGCUUCUUCGUCGACUGUGGAUCUUUGCAGGCCUUUGUGGGACGCAGUAUGAUCCCCGCUGAAAUCAAGUUCGACGCGAACGCUACACCCCCGCAGUGGACCGACGACGGAGAGCAGGUCAUUGAGAAGGGCACCAACAUCCGCAUAAAGAUCAAGGGUCUAAGAUCAGAGGUGGACAAGAUGUAUGCGGUCGGCACCAUGAAGGAGGAUUAUCUUGGCCCAUUACCAUCAUAGACGGAUAAAUCGACGGUCAUUGGCAGUAUGCGCCAUUCUAGAGGGCCAGUGCGCGAGCAGUCUAAUCAAGCGGUCAUCUUCACUGCAGAACAGAUGUCAUUAUUCGGUGGAACCAUCUGACAAUCCAUCCACAAACCGACACCGUCGUAGAAACAUGAAGCGUAAUAACGGAUUCUUGGCUGUAUCAGUGUCCGUAGGGAGUAAGGCAAUUGCUCAAUUGGUUCAAAGUUUUGCGGGAUCAGAGCAGAUGAGGGCUGCACGGAAGCGAGCAGCGGAAGAAAAGUAUACUUUCUAGAUUUGGCACAGUUUGUAGCGCCAUUCUUCCAAUAGUUUCCCUGAGGAGGCUUGAAUAGAAACGAGUACCAAAAUCCCAUUAUAGUGCAAG